AUGUCCUCUCGCAAAAACCAGAAGCCUCUCCCCAAAUUCGAGAUUGGUGAUGACUACCAGCUCUUGCAUGCCAUCGGCGAAGGCGCUUAUGGCACUGUCGCCGCCGCCCUUCACAAACCCAGUGGCCGUCAGGUCGCUAUCAAGAAAAUCCUCCCUUUCGACCACACUCUUUUCUGCUUGCGCACUUUGCGAGAGCUCAAGCUCCUCAAGUUCUUUUCCGAAACCUGUGUCAACGAAAAUAUUAUCUCUAUCCUAGAUAUCAUCAAGCCUCCUACCAUAGAUGAUUUCACAGAAAUAUACUUCAUUCAGGAGUUGAUGCAGACAGAUCUGCACCGUGUCAUUCGGACACAGCAUCUCACCGACGACCAUUGCCAAUAUUUUAUAUAUCAGACUCUGCGCGCCUUGAAAUCAAUCCACAGCGCUGACAUCGUCCAUCGUGAUCUUAAACCAGCUAACCUGCUCUUGAAUGCCAACUGUGAUCUCAAAGUUUGUGACUUUGGGUUAGCCCGAAGCGUCAAAACCAGUGUUCCUGGAGGCAAGGAGGUUGGUUUAAUGACAGAGUACGUUGCUACACGAUGGUACCGCGCUCCAGAAAUUAUGCUUUCCUUCAAAAUGUACACCAAGGCCAUUGAUAUUUGGGCUGUUGGAUGUAUUCUUGCAGAAUUGCUUACAGGUCGUCCCCUCUUCCCCGGUCGCGACUACAGUCAUCAACUUGAUCUAAUCCUUGAUGUUAUUGGCACUCCGAGCCUCGACGAGUUCUAUGCCAUUACCUCGAGGCGUUCCCGAGAUUACAUUCGCGCCCUGCCCAUCCGCAAGAAGAGGCCUUUCCCUACUCUAUUCCCCCAGGCAUCUGAAGAGGCCAUAGAUUUCCUUUCAAAGACUCUGACAUUUGACCCCAAGAAACGGAUGACUGUUCAUGAGGCUCUUGAACAUCCAUAUUUAAGUUCAUACCAUGACCCUGAGGAUGAACCCGUCGUUACACCUCUCAGUCCAUCUUAUUUUGAAUUUGAUCUUCACAAAGACGAAAUGAGCAAAGAUCAGCUGAAAGAACUGCUCUAUGCCGAAGUUUUAUCAUUCGUUCCUUCCAUCUAG
Molecule: messenger RNA, 1092 nt
Organism: Psilocybe cubensis
Lineage: Eukaryota; Fungi; Basidiomycota; Agaricomycetes; Agaricales; Agrocybaceae
Exons: 11
Coding region: 1-1092 (363 amino acids)
Biological process (GO): intracellular signal transduction; protein phosphorylation
Cellular component (GO): nucleus; cytoplasm
Molecular function (GO): MAP kinase activity; ATP binding
Source: RefSeq, a predicted model, not a curated record